AUGGCUACAGCGGCUCAGCUCAACUGCCCAUUUUCUCAGGCAGGCAAUAAAACCCCUUUUCUGGGUAUUAAAGCCGGCAAGACGCCGCCUUUUGUUUCGUUCCGCGCAGGAAAAGGCAACGGGCUCCGGUUUUCAAGGCGCAGCCGGCACAGGCCUCUCAGGGUCGUGUGCGAGAAGGUGGUGGGGAUCGACCUAGGCACCACCAACUCCGCCGUGGCGGCGAUGGAGGGCGGCCAGCCGACGAUCGUGACCAACGCCGAGGGUCAGCGGACGACGCCGUCGGUGGUGGCGUACACCAAGGCGGGGGACAGGCUGGUGGGGCAGAUCGCGAAGAGGCAGGCGGUGGUGAACCCUGAGAACACGUUCUUCUCGGUGAAGAGGUUUAUUGGGAGGAAGAUGAACGAGGUAGAUGAGGAGUCUAAGCAGGUUUCGUAUAGGGUUGUGAAGGAUGAGAAUGGAAAUGUGAAAUUGGAGUGUCCUGCUACUGGUAAAUUGUUUGCUCCUGAGGAGAUUUCAGCUCAGGUCUUGAGAAAGUUGGUUGAUGAUGCCUCAAAGUUUUUAAACGAUAAGGUCACUAAAGCAGUUAUAACUGUACCGGCCUAUUUCAAUGACUCCCAAAGGACCGCAACAAAAGAUGCUGGCCGAAUCGCUGGAUUGGAAGUCCUCCGUAUAAUCAAUGAACCUACAGCUGCUUCAUUGGCUUAUGGUUUUGAGAAGAAAAAUAAUGAAACAAUUCUCGUUUUUGACCUUGGAGGUGGUACAUUCGAUGUUUCAGUUCUUGAGGUUGGAGAUGGUGUUUUUGAGGUGCUUUCCACCUCAGGGGACACACAUCUCGGAGGUGAUGAUUUUGACAAGAGAAUAGUCGACUGGCUUGCAGACAAUUUCAGAAAAGACGAAGGCAUUAAUCUUCUGAAAGACAAACAAGCCCUCCAGCGUUUAACCGAAACUGCGGAGAAGGCGAAAAUAGAAUUAUCUUCUUUAACUCAAACCAACAUUAGUUUGCCCUUUAUCACUGCCACUGCAACUGGUCCAAAACACAUAGAUACAACGUUAACAAGGGCUAAAUUCGAAGACUUAUGCUCUGACUUACUAGACAGGCUGAAAACUCCUGUUGAGAAUGCCUUGAGAGAUGCAAACCUCUCAAUAAAGAACAUAGAUGAAGUAAUUCUGGUUGGAGGCUCGACCCGAAUACCUGCAGUUCAGGGUCUUGUUAAGAAGAUGACUGGGAAAGAACCUAAUGUCACUGUUAAUCCAGACGAGGUUGUUGCACUUGGAGCCGCAGUUCAGGCUGGUGUUUUGGCCGGUGAUGUCAGCGAUAUCGUGCUCCUCGACGUGACCCCACUGUCACUCGGCUUAGAGACGCUCGGUGGUGUAAUGACGAAAAUCAUCCCGAGAAAUACCACUUUACCGACUUCCAAAUCAGAGGUUUUCUCCACAGCAGCCGAUGGCCAAACAAGUGUCGAGAUAAAUGUGCUGCAAGGCGAACGCGAAUUCGUGAGGGAUAACAAAUCCUUAGGAAGCUUCCGGUUGGACGGGAUCCCUCCGGCGCCACGUGGGGUCCCACAAAUCGAGGUGAAAUUCGAUAUAGAUGCUAAUGGAAUCCUCUCGGUCACGGCCAUUGACAAAGGAACAGGGAAAAAGCAGGAUAUCACCAUAACUGGAGCUAGCACCUUACCCAAGGACGAGGUGGAUAGAAUGGUUAGGGAUGCUGAAAGAUUCGCAAAGGAGGAUAAGGAGAAACGAGAAGCAAUCGACACCAAGAACCAGGCCGAGUCUGUAGUGUAUCAAACUGAAAAGCAACUGAAAGAACUUGGAGAGAAAGUCCCAGCAGGUGUAAAAGAGAAAGUGGAAAAUAAAUUGAAGGAGCUGAAGGAUUCUCUCUCUAGUGGCUCCACACAAGCCAUUAAGGAUGCCAUGGCUGCUUUGAAUCUGGAAGUCAUGCAGAUCGGGCAGUCUUUGUACGGUCAGCCAGGAGCUGCUGCCUCAGGGCCUGAGCCAGCCGGUGGGCCCACCCGGGAAAGUGGCUCGACUGGUAAAUCGUCAGAUGGAGAUGGGGAAGUGAUUGAUGCGGAUUUUACCGAGAGUAGCUGA
Messenger RNA from Striga hermonthica, 2091 nucleotides. NCBI's taxonomy places the organism in Eukaryota, Viridiplantae, Streptophyta, Magnoliopsida, Lamiales, Orobanchaceae. The record is from the annotation of a GenBank genome assembly.